CCGUCAGUACAGAGUAGCUGCGACGGCUGCCGUGUGACUGCGCAGGGUGUGGAGUUUCUCGCACGGCGGAGAGGGAGAGAGGGAGAGAGCGGAGCCUCGCCUGCACUCGGCCGCACACAGACACACGCGUGCACGCGCUCUCGCAAGGCCGCCAGGACCUGCCUCUUCCCGAGCCCCCGGCCAGCCGACUGAAGAUGGUGCCGCCGCGGGGAUGUCUGGGCUGGCUUUCACUGCUCCUCAUUGGCCUGGCCUCCCUGCGUCCCGGGACCAAGGCAAAUGUAUUGGACACCAUGCUGCUGAGGAAUUCUGGGAAGGUGUCAGUAGACAGCAGCAAGGAGGACAGCAGCAGUUCUGCGUCAGCCUCGCCCCAGCGCCUGCUGUGGUGUCACUGCUACCACCACUGUCCCGAGGACUCCACCAACAACACCUGCAGGACGGAUGGAUACUGCUUCACCAUGGUGGAGGAGGAGGAAGGUGGGGGUUCUGUCCUCACCUCCGGCUGUCUGGGCCUUGUGGGCUCUGAAUUCCAGUGCAGGGACACAGGCAACUCUCGCCAGAGGAGGGCACUAGAGUGCUGCACAGAUCAGGACUACUGCAACCGAGACCUCCACCCCACCCUCCCACCGCAGAAGACUCCCAACUAUGUGGAUGAAAACAUUCACCACCUGGCACUGCUCAUCUCUGUCACCAUCUGCAGCAUCAUUCUGGCCUUCAUCAUCAUCUUCUGCUACUUCAGGUACAAGCGUCAGGAGUCGCGGCCGCGCUACAGCAUCGGCCUGGAGCAGGACGAGACCUAUAUCCCGCCCGGGGAGUCUCUGAAGGACCUGAUCGAGCAGUCCCAGAGCUCCGGCAGCGGCUCAGGGCUCCCCCUGCUGGUCCAGCGGACGAUCGCCAAGCAGAUCCAGAUGGUGAAGCAGAUCGGGAAGGGCCGCUAUGGGGAGGUGUGGAUGGGCAAGUGGCGCGGGGAGAGGGUGGCUGUCAAGGUCUUCUUCACCACUGAGGAGGCCAGCUGGUUCCGGGAGACCGAGAUCUACCAGACCGUACUAAUGAGACAUGAGAACAUUCUGGGCUUCAUCGCGGCCGACAUCAAGGGGACAGGUUCAUGGACGCAGCUGUACCUGAUCACAGACUACCACGAGAGUGGCUCCCUGUACGACUAUCUCAAGUCCACCACGCUGGACACCCGGGCCAUGCUGCGGCUGGCCUACUCGUCCGUCUCCGGCCUCUGCCACCUGCACACCGAGAUCUUCGGCACGCAGGGCAAGCCCGCCAUCGCCCACCGCGACCUCAAGAGCAAGAACAUCCUGGUGAAGAAGAACGGGGCCUGCUGCAUCGCCGACCUGGGGCUCGCUGUUAAGUUCAUCAGUGACACGAACGAGGUGGACAUCCCACCGAACACGCGGGUCGGCACCAAGCGCUACAUGCCCCCGGAGGUUCUGGACGAGAGCCUGAACCGGAAUCACUUCCAGUCCUACAUCAUGGCGGACAUGUACAGCUUCGGCCUGAUCCUGUGGGAGAUUGCCCGCAGAUGCGUCUCAGGAGGCAUAGUGGAAGAGUACCAGCUGCCCUACCACGACCUGGUGCCCACAGACCCCUCCUAUGAAGACAUGAGGGAGGUGGUGUGCAUCAAGAGACUGCGGCCGUCCUUCCCCAACCGCUGGAGCAGUGACGAGUGCCUGAGGCAGAUGGGGAAACUGAUGACGGAGUGCUGGGCGCACAACCCGGCUUCUCGGCUCACCGCCCUGCGGGUGAAGAAGACGCUGGCCAAGAUGUCUGAGUCCCAGGACAUCAAGCUGUGAGCGGGAGCGGGCCGCCUGCGGGCCCCUCCACACACACACACCACCCCUCCAGCCCGCCGGGUCGGG
Megalops cyprinoides (Indo-Pacific tarpon) is the source of this 1865-nucleotide messenger RNA. Its product is annotated as bone morphogenetic protein receptor type-1B. Lineage: Eukaryota; Metazoa; Chordata; Actinopteri; Elopiformes; Megalopidae. The transcript is spliced from 11 exons. The coding region runs from base 195 to 1799 and encodes 534 amino acids. Gene Ontology annotation, cellular component: plasma membrane; signaling receptor complex. The record is from RefSeq and is a predicted model, not a curated record. Gene Ontology annotation, biological process: protein phosphorylation; BMP signaling pathway; dorsal/ventral pattern formation. Gene Ontology annotation, molecular function: ATP binding; SMAD binding; transforming growth factor beta receptor activity, type I.